This is a messenger RNA of Lactuca sativa (garden lettuce), 706 nucleotides long. Its product is annotated as Proteinase inhibitor, propeptide. NCBI's taxonomy places the organism in Eukaryota, Viridiplantae, Streptophyta, Magnoliopsida, Asterales, Asteraceae. The record is from RefSeq and is a predicted model, not a curated record.
CCAAUCAAUACCCACUUUCUCCCCUCUUUUAAUCCGUCCGUGUAAUUCGAUUCUUCGUCGCUAAGAAUACAUGUAACUCUCGUUGUCUCUAUAAAAUGCCUCUUCAAUUCCUCCUAUCUUCCUCCAUCAUCACUCUCUCGCUAAUCUCCAUCAUCACUAUAUCAUCAUCUAUGGCAGAAGCCGAUUCAUCUGUUCCCAAAUCUGUAUCAGCGGCAGUCCAUAUCGUUUACACCGAGCGACCUCAACAAGAAGAUCUCGAAAUCUAUCACCUUCGCACCCUCUCUUCAGUCCUCGGAAGCGAGGAGGCAGCAAAAGGGGCUUUGUUGUACACGUACAAACACGCAGCUUGUGGAUUUUCUGCAAAACUCACUCCUGAACAAGUUGAAGAUCUUUCUAAACAACCAGGUGUUCUCCAGGUGGUCGAAAGCAGGACUGUGCAGCUCCAUGAUUCACCUGUAAAACUCUCCCACUUCUAAAGAUCUACAAUAGGGUUGAGAUUCUGUUGGCUAAAUGACUAUGACUGUUUUACCCUUUUAAUCUGUUGUUAUGUUUAAAUAUAUAGUAUAUGACAAUGGUUACGUUUUAGUGGUGUUACAUGAGUGUUCUUGUCUUUAAAUACAGCGAAAAUGACUUUGAAGUGUAUUGAACUAUCACUUUUAAACUUUUGUAUAUGUUUAGUCAUUAUGUUUGUGUACACGAUUUACUA